UCCCCACCUCUUAGCUCCCCAUGCUACAGACCACAUAGCUCUCCCUCCCGACAAGUAGUUAACCAACCGCUCAAUACUCAAAACAAAACUCUCUCUCUCCUUCUCCCGAAGCUUAGCUUCGCAUCGGUCGCCGGAAUCUGACGUCAUACAAUGUUCCCGCCAAAACCCGAACGGCGGACUCAGUCGAUGCCACGUGGCAUUUCUCCUCAUCUGACCGACAAAGUGAUUGUCGCCGUGAAGGCGGAGAAGGUGAUCACUAAGACUGCACUAGCUUGGGCUCUCACUCACGUUGUUCGCGCCGGCGAUUGCAUUACGUUGCUCGCCGUAUUUGCCGACGAGAAAACCGAGAGAAGGAGAUUUUGGGGAUUUCCGAGGAUGAGAGGUGACUGCCGGAGUAAUGAAAGGACUAAUUCGCAUGAUCGAAUUGGACAAAUCACGGAGACUUGUUCUCAGAUGGUUCUUCAAUUUCACGAUCACAUAGAUGUCAGGGUGCGAAUUAAGGUCGUCUCAGCUUUGUCUGUUGGUGUGGUGGCAGCUGAAGCAAAAAACAAUGCAGUCAGCUGGGUCAUUUUGGACAAGUAAUAGCAUAAAAUUGAAGUUAGAGCUUAAGCAUUGCAUGGAAGAACUUCGUUGCAACAUUGUAGUGAUGAAGGGUUCCAAACCGAAAGUUCUCAGGCUAAAUCUAGGAUGUUCGGAGGAACUUCAAACCCCUUUCUUUUCUGCCAAUUCCUCUCCUGUUAAGGAUAGUAGAGAAAUACAGGAUGAAAGAAUGAAGCAUUCUACUCCAGUGAGCAGUCCCGAGGAUCAAAGAACAUCCUAUAUGAGAACUCCAUUACUGAAUUCAUUGACUGAUCCAGACACGUUCCUCCUAUAUGAGCGGAAUCCCCUGUAUGAAGGGUUCAGUAGAGAAACGUUUUCAUCGGUCCACAAGCAAACUGUGUGCGAUCAUGUAAAUGAUCUGCACUCAUUUGGUGAAAGGAUAAUAACUCUGUCAACAGUUCCUAAAUCUCAAAGUCAUACUCAUAAAACAAUCCUUUGGAUUCAGCAAAACCGUAUUAUUGCUGACAACAAUUCAGCUGUAGAAAACUGCAAAAUUACCUCACGCUCUGUCACUUCUGGAAAUAAACACGAGAAUUCUAUUGAAUACAACCAAAACCUGAAUACCCAAGGAAGCAAGUUCAAUAGAGACACUGACAGGGACUAUCUUAACUCUAGCAUCAGAGAAGCAGUCUCUUUAGGUCGAACUUCCUCGAUACCUCCUCCUCUAUGUUCAUUCUGUCAAUGUAAAGCACCUUCUUUUGGAAAGCCUCCGAAACAAUUUCGCUAUGAAGAGCUAGAGGAAGCAACAAAUGGAUUCUCAGGCACAAAUUUUCUAGCAGAAGGUGGAUUUGGACUGGUUCAUAAAGGGGUUUUAAGGGAUGGAGUGGUUGUUGCAGUAAAACAGCUAAAAUUUAUUGGAUCUCAAGCAGACGCUGAUUUUCGUAGAGAAGUUCGAGUUUUGAGCUGUGCCCAGCAUAGGAAUGUUGUGCUGCUGGUUGGUUACUGCAUUCAGGGAAAUAGGAGACUAUUAGUAUAUGAGUUUAUUUGCAACAAGUCCUUGGACUUUCAUUUGCAUGGAACAAAGGAAACAGCUCUAGAUUGGAGCUCACGCCUUAAGAUAGCUAUUGGGACAGCAAGAGGCUUACGUUACCUUCAUGAAGAUUGCAGAGUGGGAUGUAUAGUUCACAGAGAUCUCAGACCUAAAAACAUUCUCUUAACUCACGACUUUGAACCUUUGGUUGCUGAUUUUGGGCUUGCACGAUUGUACAAUGAACGGGAAGCUUCUGAAGAUGAACAUCUGAUUAGAACUUCAAGGUAUCUUGCCCCAGAGUACUCCAAUGAUGGAAAAGUCACUGAGAAGGUUGAUGUAUAUGCUUUUGGCUUGGUGGUAUUGGAGUUGAUUACUGGUAGAAGAACCAAUGACUUGCAAUGCUACAGAAGUCAGCACCUUCUUGCAGGAAGCCUUUCCCCUACUGCUGGAAAUGGACCAUAUCAUCUUUCAGCAUUCAAAAAUCAGUUGCUGGACUCCAACUUGACCUCAUCCCCGCUUGAAAACUUUCCUUAUGAACUACAGGCGAUGAGUCAUGCUGCUUUUAUGUGUCUACAGGAAGAUCCUCAGCUGCGACCUCCAAUUUCAAAGGUACUUAAAAUACUAGAAGGAGGUGGUGCCAUUUUUGACUCGAAUUCAUUUGGCAGUAGAAGUGGUUACAUGCAGGGAUCGAAUUUUAAUAACCAUCCUGUAUCAAAGAGACAUUCCCGCAGGCUCUCUUAUUAAGAACAUCGGCCAGUGAUUCUACUUGGAGUGAUGUGAAGCCUUGAUCUUCUUGUAGUCAUUUUCCCUUCAUACACCAGAAUUAGUAGUUCCAACCUAAGAAAGAUAAAGUUGUCAUACAAUUCUAGUUACAUUUGUACAAUCUGAACUUCUUUUAUUCUCAAUGUAAUCACAUUUCCAGUGUAUAUAGAUGUAAGUUCAUUCUUGAAUUUUAUUCCAUAUUUCUCUCAAUUGGAAAAUGUUUUGUGAAA
This is a messenger RNA of Nicotiana attenuata, 2562 nucleotides long. Its product is annotated as proline-rich receptor-like protein kinase PERK3. The transcript is spliced from 8 exons. Gene Ontology annotation, biological process: protein phosphorylation. The coding region runs from base 482 to 2314 and encodes 610 amino acids. Gene Ontology annotation, molecular function: ATP binding; protein tyrosine kinase activity. The record is from RefSeq and is a predicted model, not a curated record. NCBI's taxonomy places the organism in Eukaryota, Viridiplantae, Streptophyta, Magnoliopsida, Solanales, Solanaceae.